AUGGUGGAUCGCCCCGUUCAGAUGAGCGUGUUCCCCUCCUGGGACCAACCUCUCCGUGCGGACGAGUACCAGUCCUUAGAAUUCUUCCACCGGCAAACCACGUCUUGCUUCGGUGUCAAAGCAGGGGCGUUCUUGCUUCGCUCGGCGUACCAUGACUCCAGUGUUCGAGUGGCAGCUAUGGCUUUAGGGUCGCUGCAUCGCAUGUUUCUAUUCGAGCAGACUCGGUACCCCGACGUGCGCAUGCAAGGAACCCAGCUAGCUCUGCGUCAGUACAAUACCGCGAUUCGACACGGCUUAGCACAGAUGUCCAAGGGCACGACGAAUGGCUCGGUGGACGUGAUUCUGACCAUGUGCAUUUUGUUCUACUGCUUUGAGAGUCUACAGGGUCAUUUCCGCGUGGCUCUACGACAUGUCACGUCGGGAUUGCGCAUCAUGAAGCAACAAGAAGCCCAAAGUCAGGCGAUGCAAAGGAAGCUCAACCUCCCCGCAGACGUUAUCCGGUCGUUGUUUAUCUACUUGGAAAGUCAAAUGCUCGAGUUGGACGACGAGCUCACCGUGUCCGACCAGCUGCAUCCCUCCGCGCUCAAGCCGUCCGGUUUACCCCUUAUUGACUCUUCUCACGGGGCCUACACUCUGGAAGAGCUUGACGAGAACUUUGGCCUCGUUUACAACCGACUACUACGAUUAAUCAGUAAAUCAACGCCGGCGGCCGAUGCGGACAUUGCUAAAGUCGGGGAACUAACCGAAAUUUCCGAGUCAGACAUUGUUGAGUACGCUGGAGCCCAAAGUGAGAUGCAUGGCUGGUCUGCGGCGCUGAAUAAAUACCUGGAGUACCACCCCCUCGAGGCCAUGGAUUCCACCAGCCGACGACUGGCCACAAAUCUCAAGAUGUGGAACACGCUGGUGAGCGUCGUGUUGCAGAUGGAGCUGCCGUUGGUGGAAACUAGCUGGGACCGAUUCACGCCAGAACUGGCAAUGGUGGUGGACCUGGCCGAAGAGGUCAUGAAUAUGCUCGUAGAGUCGCCAGAGACGCGCAAGAUAUGCCCAUCGCCAACUGCAGAUGCCAGCUUUGCAUCGCUCUCGCCGCCGGAGUCGACACUUUCUCCCUACCAACACAUACUGCAUACGCAGGACCUCCCCCCUCCCUGCACCUUUUCCGUAUCACAGGGCAUACUACCGCCGCUGUGGAUUGUGGCCACAGCUUGUCGCGACUCAAAGACCCGAUACCGCGCCAUCGACUUGAUGAGGCGGAGCCGACGUCGCGAAGGCCUGUGGGACUCGUUUCUGUUCGCCGAGCUAGCCUCCAAAGUUGCUAGGAUCGAAGAACGUUCGGCAAUGGUUCCUGAGGGUGUGACAUACGAACCGGCGGAUUUGCCCGUUCGCGCGCGCAUCACGACUAUCGCCAAUAGCUUUGGCGAUGGCAGACAGGCACAGGUAAGAUAUCUGGGCAGUAAUUCUGAGCUGCUGGAGGAGACGCUGACGGUGUGA
Messenger RNA from Aspergillus melleus, 1488 nucleotides. RefSeq lists its product as uncharacterized. Bases 1 to 1488 code for a protein of 495 amino acids. The record is from RefSeq and is a predicted model, not a curated record. The transcript has a single exon. NCBI's taxonomy places the organism in Eukaryota, Fungi, Ascomycota, Eurotiomycetes, Eurotiales, Aspergillaceae.